Molecule: messenger RNA, 1940 nt
Organism: Meira miltonrushii
Lineage: Eukaryota; Fungi; Basidiomycota; Exobasidiomycetes; Exobasidiales; Brachybasidiaceae
Product: CRAL/TRIO domain-containing protein
Exons: 3
Source: RefSeq, a predicted model, not a curated record
CGUUGUUUUGUUUGUUUGUUUGUUGAGAACUAUUCAAGAUCAGACUGAUGUAAUAGCGGAUCAAAAACGACAAGGCGGCUUACCGUCUUCUUUUUUCAUCAUCUCAUUUCGGAAUAUUAGGCGAGAGGUGGCAGUUGGCAUGCCGCACUCUUCUGUGCAUAUACGCACACACACUUCUCACGUACAUUACAUGCAUACAAAUUUGUUCCAAUCAAUGCCCCACUUUGUGUUCUGAAAAAGAUAAAGUGGACAGAAUCUCACAAACAGAAGUGCAAAUCCAUUCUACUUUCUCCUCUUUACGAUCACCAUCUGCACAGGUUGUCACAUUCGACUUUAGGUAGAGACAUUUUAUAUAAUAUUCACACCUCCCCCUAAUCUUCAUUCUCAUCAUGGCUGUUAAAGAAAUUGGAAUGGCAGAAGUGCCUCUUCCUGAGGGCUACGCCGGUAACUUGACAGAUGAACAAGACAAGAAGCUCAAAUCGCUAUGGCUAGAUUUCUUCAAAUGCUGUGACGAAGCAAGCGGAAACAAACAAAAAGGUGAAGGCGAAGGCUUACAAGAAGAAGAAGCAGGAGACGCAAAAGAUUCCGGAAUUCCAAAAGGAGAUGAAGCAAAAGAAGAAGCAAAAAAACAAGAAGAAAAAGCAGCAAUGGAAGCAUUACAAAAAGAAUACGGUUCAGAAUCUUUACGUAAUUCUUUUUGGCGUUUAGUCAAAUUUGACGAUCCCGAUACGAUCAUGUUGCGUUUCAUGCGUGCACGUAAAUGGGACACUACCCGUGCCGUUGCCAUGUUGGCAGGUUGCAUCAAAUGGCGUUUAGAUAACGGGGUUGAUGAUCUGGCCGAACAAGGUGAUUUGGUAAAUGGUGAAAAGGUUGAGAAAUUCUUGGAACAACAAAGAAGUGGAAAAACAUACGCUUUAGGUACUGCUUUGAACGAACAACCAAUUUGUUACAUUCACGUCGCUCGUCAUUAUACCUUUUCACAACCAGGUAUUUCCAUGCAAAAAUACGUCAUUUAUGCUAUGGAAUCUUUCCGUUUGUUGAUCAUGCCUCCAAAUGACAAGGCUGUCAUUCUUUUCGAUAUGACUGGCUUUGGUAUUCGUAAUAUGGACUGGAACUGUAUCUUGUUCAUUGUGAAAUGCUUGGAAGCUUACUUCCCUGAAUCUUUAGGUAUUAUGUUGAUCCAUAACGCUCCAUGGAUCUUUAACCAAAUCUGGAAAGCAUUGGCUCCUUUGCUUGACCCAGUCGUUCGUUCAAAGAUUCGUUUCACAAAGGGUCCCUCAGAUAUGGAAGACAAGAUUCCAACUGAACGUUUCUUGGAACCACUCAAGGGAAAUAUGAAGACCAAGUUUGAAUUUAUCGAACCUGAAAAGGAUGACAACAAAUUACACGAAGACAAAGAAAAACGUGAAAGCACGAUGAAGAACUACAUGGAUUUGGCUAAAGAAUACGAAGAUGCAACUCGUGAAUGGGCAGAAAAAGGUGACAAUAAAGCAUCUGACAAACGUCAAGUGUUGGUCAAGAAAUUGCGUGUGGCUCAAUUCGAGAUGGAACCUUAUUGGCGCGGUAAGACUGUCGUUCAUAGAGCCGGUCAAAUUGAUGGUCAAGGUAUCGUUACGUGGGUUUAUGAACAAAAAGAUGGCGAAGCGAUCCGUCACGUUGUGGGACGUCGUCAUUGUGUUGCAGUGAUGAAGCGUGAAAUUAAAGAAAUCGAAGAAGGUUCAUCAAUCAAAGAUGCCGAAAAGAAAUCCGAAGAAGCAGAACAGAAUAGCGAUUGGAUUAAACUUUAUGGAGAUGAGAAGACUGCUCGUGGUGCCGGUGCUGCUGGAGGAGCCGCUGCCGGUGGUGCUGCUGCUGCAGGUGAAAAAGAAGAACUUCCAGCAAAAGACUCAUUUGAAGAUGCACCACAAGCACCUCAAGAAGCUACUGCCAAAGCCGUCAAC